GUGUUGUUUCGGUCCUGGGACGACAACGGCUUGUAGAAUGUCAGUCGGUCACACAAGCUAGCCAGUUAGUAAGCUAGACAAUUUGUACCAAUAUUCUGACCAUUUCCCUCAACGGUGUAACCUUACAGGAGAAGCAGACACCAUGGCCACAGCACAAUCGGCAGUGAUGUUUGCAGUAUGCAUCUUAAUGAUAACAGAGCUUAUCCUGGCCAGAAAAGACUACUAUGACAUUCUUGGUGUGCCUAAAGAUGCUACUGAACGCCAGAUAAAAAAGGCAUUUCACAGGUUGGCUAUGAAGCUCCACCCUGACAAGAAUAAAAGCCCUGAUGCUGAAACAAAGUUCAGGGAAAUCGCUGAGGCCUAUGAAACACUGUCUGAUGAGAAGAGGAGGCAGGAGUAUGACCAGAUGGGGCACAGUGCUUUCUUCAGGGAAGCUACAGGAGGGGGGCAAAACUUCCAUCGCACAUUUGACUUUGACGACAUGUUCCGGGACUUUGACCUGUAUGCCCAAAACCGGCAUGCCCACCACAGGCGGCACUUUGAGGACCACCUGCGCGCCCACCAGCAGGCGCACCAGCAGGCGCAGGGCCAAGGGCGCCACAAGCGCCACUUCCAGGGAGGCUUCGGGGCCGGCCUCUUUGAUGACAUGUUCGAUGACAUGGAGAAGAUGUUCACCUUUGACAGACAGUCCAAGCGGACUGAGAGCCAGUUCCAGGGCACAACCAAACAACAGUGUAGGACAGUGACGCAACGCCGAGGAAAUAUGGUGACCACAUACACAGACUGCAGUGGGUCCUGAUGGAAUGGGAGCAAACACCUGCUUUCCUGGAGUUAAACUCUUUGUGGGGGAGGUCUUUGGAGGUUCUUUAGCUUUGCUGCUGUGAAAGAGAGUGAACUUAAUAGUUCUUUGUAGUAGAAGUAUAAGCUGCCUAACAAGGUUGGAGGAGAACUUGGUCAUGGUGCAUUUAUGGUAGUCAUGUUUUUGUCUGGAACUUAGCUGGACAGAUAAUGUAGGGUUCUGCAAGUUCUUUCGACCCUUUAUACAGGGGACUGCACAGAUGGUCAGAGAAAAGAACAUUUGUUUACAAUGUGUCUCAAAAUAUAGGGACAGUAUGAGAUGACACUCCUGUUUGUCCUGUAUCACCUGUUUGUCAAGAGAGAGAGUUCCAGACCUAAGCACACUUCACUGACAACACUGGUCUGGCGUCUCGGUAAACCAGUCACAACCUAGUGAACCUCAAUUUUGACCCAACCUAGCUGAAUCUUACAAUGGUAUUGUUCCUUCUGUAGCUCAGAAGGAAAUCUUGGAAAUCUCAAAUUAGACCAAAACUUUAGUGUCACCUACAUGGUGUUGUGAAAUGAAUGUCUUGCCAGCUAUUUAUACAUUAUUUUCAAUUUCCAAAAUAAUUGAACUGACUUUUUUUAUAUAAUUUACUGACCGACGUUUGAGUUGUUCCAGGAUCACACGCACAUAUUUUACGAAGUGGAGCAGUUAUAUUUCAUUUGUUAUAUAUGUUACUGUAUGCCUUUUCAAUUUUCUCCUUCUUGAUUAAAAGGACAAGCCAGUAUUUUGGGAAAAUGAGCUUAUUUGGCAUCUAGCCCAGAGUUGGACAAGAGGAUACCAGUCUGACACCCCACCAUUAGCCUAGCUUAGCAUAAUAUACUGGAAGUGGGUCUAUAAGUCCCAAAAGUGACAUAGUAGGCUUCCUUACAACUCCAAAAUGUUUUUAUUUAUGUUUUGCAACUUGUGUAUUUACCACAUGCAGAAAUACAAAUGUAAAAUGAGACGCAGCAAUUAUCUGAGCAGAUCCAGCCUCAGAAGUACAUUAUUACUUCACUGACUGCUCAAACUCUGUGCGCACGUUACUUGGGAAACAGUGCUGCAACAUGCCAACACUGCACCCAGGUAGCAGUGCUUUGCCAACAUGAGUCUUUGUCUGAUUAGAAAAUUGCAUGUCUCAUUUUACAUAGGUAUUUCUACAUGUGGUGAAUAUACAAGUUGCAACAUGUAAAAAACAGGAUUUUGUAGUUGUUAGGAAGUCUAUUUUGUCACUUUUAGGAGCUGUAUGCUAGCCGUUGUAACCCACUUCCAGUAGAUUCUGCUAGAUAGGUUAAUGGUGGAGAUGUCAGACUGGGUUCUUGCACACAAAGAGAAGAGAAGGGUCUGUAUUAUAUCCUAAAACUCAGGGGUAGAUGGCAAAUGAGAUCUUUUCUCAAAAUGUUGUCGUGUUUCUUUAAUUGAGGUCUGAGGAUUUGAAGGAGCAGGAGUGUUUUGUACCAAAUUGCUGCUCUGGUUUGCUCUGAAUACUGCUCUGGUCAUUUAGAAUAAUACUUUUAUGUUUCAUUGGUUAUACAUGUAUUCUGUGUUAGAGGUGCCUUUUCCUGCUAAAUUAACUUCAUUUGAAGGUGUGUUACACAGUUCCUCAGAAGUUCACAAUACUCUGCAGUGUGAUGGUGAACACGCCUCAUUGCGUAGCCAUUUGCUUCUGUAGAUUUCAAAAAGUACUUUUUACUUUUCUUAUUUUGUGAUUUCUGUACAUCUUGCUUUAAAAUUAUCUGCUUUGUGCACCAUAUUGAUAAUAAGAGCUUUCAAUUUCCUGUCUUUUAUUUUCCUUGUUAACUGUAUUAUUUUCACACAUAGACACACCUCCAUAGGCUGUGUUUUGUUGUGUUUGUUGCAGGUCACAUUCUGGAUUCUUUUGAAAUGAGAUGUACUGUAAACCCACAGUAAUGCAGAAUGUAAUCCAUGUGAAAUAUCCCCAAGUUGCUCCUUAUUCAUGAUUGGGUGAAUAGGGCCCACAUUGGCCACAUGUGAAUGGGUUGUAUACUUUAUUCCUUGACAUAUCACCAGUUACCUCAUUGUUUUGUGUUAUUUGUGAAUGUGCAAUAUUUAAGUGCCAGCUCCCCUAUUCCUCUUGUUGAUACAGUACCACUGUUACUUGCUGGCCUUGUCUUUGUGAGGAGUUGAAUUUCACUUGACCUAUCUAGCACUUUCAGUAUAUUAAUCCUGUGGAUGACUUGUUUGUAAAGUAGAAAAGCAGAUUGGAGCAUAUGUAUAGUUUGGGAGUGGAAGAGAAAUAAAAGCCCAGUAUUUGA
This is a messenger RNA of Alosa sapidissima (American shad), 3096 nucleotides long. RefSeq names its product DnaJ heat shock protein family (Hsp40) member B9a (gene dnajb9a). The record is from RefSeq and is a predicted model, not a curated record. Gene Ontology annotation, cellular component: endoplasmic reticulum. The coding region runs from base 143 to 799 and encodes 218 amino acids. NCBI's taxonomy places the organism in Eukaryota, Metazoa, Chordata, Actinopteri, Clupeiformes, Clupeidae. Gene Ontology annotation, molecular function: protein-folding chaperone binding; misfolded protein binding. The transcript has 3 exons.